This is a messenger RNA of Poecilia latipinna (sailfin molly), 786 nucleotides long. It is a transcript of the gene slc25a3b, whose product is annotated as solute carrier family 25 member 3b. The record is from RefSeq and is a predicted model, not a curated record. The coding region runs from base 126 to 758 and encodes 210 amino acids. Gene Ontology annotation, biological process: mitochondrial phosphate ion transmembrane transport. Gene Ontology annotation, molecular function: phosphate transmembrane transporter activity. The transcript has 5 exons. Lineage: Eukaryota; Metazoa; Chordata; Actinopteri; Cyprinodontiformes; Poeciliidae. Gene Ontology annotation, cellular component: mitochondrial inner membrane.
CGGAGGGUUGAUGACGUCAUGAAAGGACAAAUUGAUUUACCGCGAGGUCAUCAAGUCUCUCCGAGCAGCCGGCUGCGGAAAAGCGGAGGCGCCAUCUUGAGACACUGAAACGUAGCUCCGCCACCAUGUACCCGACUUCUCUGACGCAGCUGGCAAGAGCCAACCCGUUCGGCGCCCCUCUGUUCAGCCUCCAGAAAGUGGAAGAACCCCAACAGAGCCUCAAUGGACAACGGCCUCGCAGACUGGCAGCAGCUGCAACAGCAGACGAGGAUGUCAGCUGCGAGUUUGGCUCCUCCAAGUACUAUGCCCUGUGUGGCUUUGGUGGUAUCCUGAGCUGCGGCAUCACACACACCGCAGUGGUGCCCCUCGACCUUGUCAAGUGCCGUAUGCAGGUGAAUCCAGAUAAAUACAAGAGCAUCGGCAAUGGUUUUGCAGUGACUAUCAGGGAGGAUGGUGUGAGAGGUCUAGCAAAGGGCUGGGCCCCUACUUUCAUUGGCUACUCCAUGCAGGGACUGUGCAAGUUUGGCUUCUAUGAGGUCUUCAAGAUUUUCUACAGCGACAUGUUGGGGGAGGAAAAUACCUACCUGUGGAGGACAUCGCUGUACCUGGCUGCUUCAGCUAGUGCAGAGUUCUUCGCUGACAUUGCUCUGGCUCCCAUGGAGGCUGUGAAGGUUCGAAUCCAGACUCAGCCCGGCUACGCCAACACCCUCAGACAGGGCGUCCCCAAGAUGUUUGCAGAGGAAGGACUCUGGGCGUAAGUACACACCUCUUCUUUGGUGAGAACAC